Molecule: messenger RNA, 573 nt
Organism: Lactuca virosa
Lineage: Eukaryota; Viridiplantae; Streptophyta; Magnoliopsida; Asterales; Asteraceae
Source: the annotation of a GenBank genome assembly
AUGUGGCCCCAUACUGAAUAUUUGAAGCCCUUACUACCUCUUGUCAGGAGAAUUCAAGGAAGGCCAAAAACAAAGAGAAUAAGACAUGCCUCUAAAACUCAGGAUUGUAAGUACCUAACUCAGAAGGCAAAGAUUAGAAGAACUAUUAGGUGUGGGAAAUGCAGGGAACUUAGUCAUAAUAAGUUGUCUUGUACGAAUGGAGAAGGGCCCAAUAAACCCGUCCCCACAAGGAAAAGUGGAAGACCAAGGGGGGAUGGGGGAGGGAAAUUAUCUACGAAAACUGCAAAGAAACCAAGGAAAAUAGGUGAGGGAACAUCAAAAGAAGCAAGUGAGGGAAAGAUGAAAAAUGUUGAGGGCGCAUCAAAAGAAGCAUGUAAGAUGAAAGAUGUUUAUUAUUCAAAUUUUCAUCAAAAGAGAAUUAAGAUGAUGGCAAUGAGGGGAGGUAAGAUCAAAUAUGUAGGGAGAAGAUUGGAGGAUAGUGCCAAGCAGACAAUAAGGGAUGUGUUGGGUAGUUCAAUUCAAUUUGUGGAAGGUCUUGAGGAAGUUUCAAUUACCUGCCAUGAAAAAGCUUGA